Molecule: messenger RNA, 1218 nt
Organism: Gilbertella persicaria
Lineage: Eukaryota; Fungi; Mucoromycota; Mucoromycetes; Mucorales; Choanephoraceae
Exons: 1
Coding region: 58-1194 (378 amino acids)
Biological process (GO): lipid metabolic process
Source: RefSeq, a predicted model, not a curated record
GUAGUAGUAAAAAAAAAAAAUGCGUAGUGUUCUUAUUCUCUUUUUUUUUUUUAUCUUAUGGACUAUUCAGCUUCUCCAUUCAUAGAAAUAUCACUUCCUCCAGCGUAUAUACUACCUCUGCCUACACUUUUAUCUAUCUAUGCUUGUUUAGCCUAUGUUGAUCUUUUUUUGCUACGUCAUGACCAUACAUCUAUACGUCUAUUGAUGGCAUGUAUUCAUGUGUUAGUACCUAUGGUGUUUAUCUCAAAUAAUCCUCCUCUUAACGUACUGAUUGCAGCAACACCUUGGUUCUUAGCAACCUAUUCAGCACACAUGCCAGUCCAUGACUUGACACCAUGGAAGUGGAUCAAAGCAUUCCUUCAGAUCAUUGUCGACAAGGACAAUGCACCCACCCAUGACACCAUCAUACGACUCAAGGGUCUUCAGAAAAUGGCUUUGGGAGUACUCAAGAUUAGUUUUUUACAUGUAUUUGUAAACCCCUUAUUACCUAGUCAUGCCAAAGACGCUUUGGCCUAUCCAUGGUAUCAUUCUAUGAGCUGUAUUUAUACCGUGCUGUUUGGCAUCAAAGGCUAUUGUAUGUUGGGUGUGGUUGAUUUUUUUAUUGGUGUUGAACAGACGAUCUUUGCUUGGCACUUGGUGUCGUUGUUCAAUUCGCCUAUGCUUGCUAGUAGUCCAAGAGAUUUCUGGAGCAGGAGAUGGAAUCGAGUCGUGCGUAAUUUGUUGCAUACACAAGUAUUUACAAAAAAAGCAAAGACAUCAUUGCAUAAAAGAAAAAAAUCAAUCACUGUCAUAGAUCAACCACCAAAUAGAAGAAUUACUCGAAGUAUUACUGCUGCUGCUGUUGCUAAUGCUCAUGUUCAUGCUCAUGUUCAUACUGCUGUUGCUGUUCAAGAUAUAGAAAACCGUACUUUCUGGUCUACAAAAAAAGGCCGAGGAUUACUGACAUUUAUUAUUAGCGGUAUUUUUCAUGAACUGAUUAUUAUGAGUGCCUGUAGAAAGAUAACAUUAGAGAAUUUCAUGUUUUUUACACUACAAGGUGUGGCUGUCAUGAUUGAAGUUGGAGUGCGGCAAGGUCCAUUAAAGCGAGAACCUAAAGGGAAAACUCGUCUCUUAUGUAUUGGACUUCAAUUACUGUUUAUGUCCAUCACGGGUAGACUCUUUAAUGGUCCUUUUCUUAGAUAUGAUUUUUUUUAAAUAAAAUUUGCCCUGAAUCAUCAC